Messenger RNA from Miscanthus lutarioriparius, 462 nucleotides. The record is from the annotation of a GenBank genome assembly. Lineage: Eukaryota; Viridiplantae; Streptophyta; Magnoliopsida; Poales; Poaceae.
AUGGGUUGGGGAAUGAAGGGAGAUUCCAGCAGACAAAGUAGCUUAAACGACAACUCACAAAUAUCAAGUGCAUUUCCAAGGGAGCCAAAGCUAGAAUUCCUAAAGAACAUCACAAAAGACUUCUCAAGUGAACGAGAGGUUGGACAUGGUGCAUUUGGAGUGGUUUAUAAGGGCAUACUUCAGAGUGGACAACUGGUUGCUGUGAAGAAGCUUGUGCGGACAUCCGGAGUUCAUGAUAGACGGUUUCAGAAUGAGGCAGGCACUCUCCAGAUUCUGGAGCACAGAAAUAUAGUCAGGUUACUUGGUUCUUGUUACCAAGUAGAAAAGAAAUUGGUGGAGAGAAAUGGCAGACAUUUUCUCUCAGAUGUUCCAGAAAAAUUCCUCUGCUAUGAAUAUUUGUCUAAUGGAAGCCUUGACAAAUACAUUUAUGGUAUGAAUCCUAAUGGUCUUGGUCUACGAUAG